Molecule: messenger RNA, 2877 nt
Organism: Protopterus annectens (West African lungfish)
Lineage: Eukaryota; Metazoa; Chordata; Ceratodontiformes; Protopteridae
Gene: VIPR1
Product: vasoactive intestinal peptide receptor 1
Exons: 13
Coding region: 578-1918 (446 amino acids)
Biological process (GO): adenylate cyclase-modulating G protein-coupled receptor signaling pathway; cell surface receptor signaling pathway
Cellular component (GO): plasma membrane
Molecular function (GO): peptide hormone binding; G protein-coupled peptide receptor activity; vasoactive intestinal polypeptide receptor activity
Source: RefSeq, a predicted model, not a curated record
UUCCAGGUGCGUUGCUCAGCAUGGUGUUAAGGCAAUCCAAACGUGGACAUAGCGCUCAGAGAGUGAUUGCAGUAUUUUCUGACACCCGAGGGAUCCUCAAGUGUACAGAGAAGAAAAUAUGAACUGGUUAUGUCUCUUUCAUUUUGUCUUUCAUUGCUGACUCCGGGAAACUGGAUAAGGCAUUCACAAAACUUCUGUCGAGAAGCAGAUGAGUAGUGCUGUUUGCUGCAUGUCUUCAGGCUUCCGUGAAAAAUGUCCUUUUGCAGCCUUAACUAUAAGUUAUAAAGGCACUCCUGCAUCCGUGCGAUAGGAAGUAAGGGUAUGUGAGUACUUAACGUGGGAGCUAAUCCUCAGCUUUUGCCUCACCUAUCACUUGGGUUCUGCUUCACCUAGUUGCACACCUUAGACUUCUGCUUCCUAAGUCACAAACUAAUGAAUGCUGAAAUAAGUGGUGAUCUGUAGACCGACGACCCAGUACAGUACCCAUUUGUUUGGUGCUGUGACCAGUAGUAGCUAACUGGUAUUGGGGUGUACUCCUGUCUUCACCCCGUACUGAGGAACGCCUUCACCUGCCGUAAUGGAUUUUAUCCAGGUGCGCUUCUGGUUGACAGCGGGAUUUACUUACUGCUUCUUGCAAACUGUAUCAGGUUCUGUUCCAGAAUGUUCAAUAAUGGAGAGAAUUGAGAAGGAUAGGGAUGAAUGCCUGAACUUGUUAGAUACAGAAAACCAGACUUACGCCUGUAGCCGAAUGUGGGACAAUGUUAGCUGUUGGGAGCCUGCAGAUGUUGGCACCAUUGUAGUAAAACCAUGCCCUAUAUUUAUCACCAUUUUAUCAGGAACAGAUGGAAAUGUUUCAAGAAACUGCACAGAUAAGGGCUGGUCAGAUAUGUAUCCCCCCAGUUACUUAUUUGCCUGUGAAUAUCAUCUCAACAGCACUGAAACUGAGGAGAAAGGACUGUAUGAUUCCGUGAAGAUUGGCUACACUGUUGGACACAGUUUGUCUCUCAUUUCACUUACUGUGGCGAUGAUCAUUCUGUGCCUCUUCAGAAAGCUACAUUGUACUCGAAAUUAUAUCCAUAUGCACCUUUUCAUGUCAUUCAUCUUGAGGGCAAUAGCGGUAUUCGUAAAAGACGUUGUUCUCUAUGAAAGGGGAGAGUCGGAUCACUGCUCUAUGGGCUCAGCUGGCUGUAAAGCUGCAAUGGUCUUCUUUCAAUACUGCAUCAUGGCCAACUUCUUCUGGCUCCUAGUAGAAGGAUUGUAUCUUCACACAUUGCUAGUAAUUUCCUUUUUCUCUGAAAGGAAGUAUUUUUGGUGGUACAUCUUGAUAGGAUGGGGUGCCCCUUCAUUGUUCACCACAGCGUGGGCUGUAACAAAGCAUUAUAAAGAAGAUGUGAGCUGUUGGGACAUCAUCGUGUCUGAAUACUGGUGGAUCAUCCGAGCUCCUGUCCUGGUUUCUAUUCUGGUGAACUUUGUGCUGUUUAUAUGUAUAAUACGUAUCUUAGUCCAAAAGCUACAUUCACCAGAUGUCGGAAGAAGUGAAUCAAGCCAUUAUUUGAGAUUGGCUAAGUCUACUUUGUUGCUGAUUCCCCUUUUUGGUGUCCAUUACAUCAUGUUUGCCUUUUUCCCAGAUAAUUUUAAAGUACACGUGAGGCUUAUUUUUGAGCUUAUACUCGGAUCUUUUCAGGGUUUCUUUGUGGCUGUCCUUUACUGCUUUCUUAAUGGUGAGGUUCAAGGAGAGAUAAAGAGAAAGUGGAGACGGUGGCACCUGGAACGAUUUCUGGGGUCAGAUAUGAAAUAUCAUCACCCCUCCCAAGGAAGCAAUGGCACCAACUUUAGUACCCAAAUUUCCAUGCUUACAAAAUGUAGUCCAAAAACAAGACGGUCAUCAAACUGUCCUGGAGAGUCAUCAGUGGUGUAAAGCUUAAGCCGUUCUAUGUGAUGGCCUCCAUUCCCAAGGGUCAAACAGCUAAAGCACUUUGACAGUUAUUUCUCAUGAAAGAAUGAGCCAACCAAACUGUGAACCCACAGUAUGGAAAUGAUAGAAAAGAAAUUCUCAAAAUAGUUAACAAAGCUAAUUGUUGCUAUUUUUGUGUCCAGGAUUACAUUAAACAUUGUGCACAUUACAUGAAGCCAAAUCUUUAACUGCAUUUAUACUAAAUGCAGUUAUUUUUUCAGGACCUUGAAACGUGUAUAUAAAUUACAUUGGUGGUUUUAACAAGGUAUUUGAUUAAGUCCUUUCAAUGUGAGAUCACAGACUGCAAAAAAUCUCUUAACUAUGCUUUCAAAUGAGGGAAAAAUGUAAUGACCCACUAAAAUGGAUUUCUGACACAUGUCUUGGGUCAUUAAACUGGCUGUGAAGUUGAAGCCAAUUUGUUCUGAUAAGCAGCGAGUGUAUUUUUAUAGUCUGAUGCUUAUUAUGAUAAAAUAUAAUGAAGCAGAAACUAAAUAAUUAGCUCCUUGUGAAUUUAUACCGUAUGGACUUCUGGGCACAGAGAAGGACAUGUUAACAAAAUGCUCUCAAACAAAAAGUAACGUUACCAACUGGAAGAGAAGCUUUGUCAACCAUGUUUGUUGUGAACAUAUUUAAAGAUCAAUCACAUUCCUCUUUUUUAGCAGAGUUAAUGUAGCUGUGCUUCAGUUAUAUUUUUAGUAAGGAUAAGUUAUGUUAAGGGAUUCCGCUAGUUUUAGUUAUUUUAUUUAUUUAUUUAGAUGUUACUAACUAGGGAACGUUUGUUUAGAUGCCGUUUCUGAUCAUACUGAUGUAUAGGCUAUAAACAACAGCAGCCACCCACCUGAUUUGCAUAAAAAUGUAUAAAAUGUAACUAUUUAUAAUUAGGUAUUCAGCACAUACCACUUAGCAGCAUCAUAGAUAUUAAA